Macrobrachium nipponense is the source of this 1289-nucleotide messenger RNA. Its product is annotated as protein B4-like. The record is from RefSeq and is a predicted model, not a curated record. Gene Ontology annotation, biological process: nucleosome assembly. The transcript has 5 exons. Bases 183 to 998 code for a protein of 271 amino acids. NCBI's taxonomy places the organism in Eukaryota, Metazoa, Arthropoda, Malacostraca, Decapoda, Palaemonidae. Gene Ontology annotation, cellular component: nucleosome. Gene Ontology annotation, molecular function: DNA binding.
GUGUUCACCACAACUUUUAGAAUCCUUCGUCCCCUACACAUUUAAAACAGCUAAAGGUUCCAUACGGAUUGUUAGUACUUGAAAACUCCACCGAACGCUUGUUAGCGUAUUGGUAAUUAUUCAUUAGUGAAGUCGGCCGUGCUGUGAAUUAAGAUUGUAUCUCAUAAUGUGGACCUGAAAAAAUGGCUACAAAAGUUAAAAGAAAUAAGGAUGACCAAAAUUCUGCAUCUGCAACAGAAGAAUUGACCCUCAAUAAUACUGCUGAAAAGCAACCUAUAAAGACAAAAAAGGAAGGAGAUAUAAGACCAUUAAAUGUAACUUACGAUAUGGUGGCUGUUACAUCAUCCUAUUAUUCCAUUGUGUUGGAAGCAUUGACCAAGAAUGAUGACAAAAAAGGAAUGAGUAUUUCAGGUCUCAAAAAAUUCAUGAAAGAGAAUUACCCAGAAAAAGAAUGGACAAGAUGUAAGCCUUUUAUUAGAAAAGCGCUUGAAAAGGGGUUGCUGUUGGGUGUGAUUUUGAGACCCAAACAAAGUGAAGGAGCUGUUGGACUUGCUGGAAGAUUCAAAUUAAAUAAAGAUUUUGAGGCCAAGCCACCACCUAGUAAAGCCAAAACUGAAGGUAAAGCUACAGGAAGUAAAGUCUCUACAGGACAAAAGAAGACUACAGAACUUGUAGGAAAAGUGAAAAAAACCAAAAGUGAGAAAGGAAAAGUUGCCAAGGGAGAAAAAAUUAAAGUGAGUGCCAAGGGAGAAAAAAAUAAAACUAAAGGGCUAGGUGAAUCUAAAGGUGAAGGUUCAUCAAAGGCAAAAAAAACUACAGAUAAAGAAAAACAACCAGGUACAAAAAAAAACACAAGUAAGAAAGAGAAACCACCUUCUCAGAAAGAGAAACCACCACCUCAGAAAGAGAAACCGCCUUCUCAGAAAGAGAAACCAUCUUCUCGGGUAAAAGAUAAGAAAAAUUCUCCUAACUCAAACUCUAAGGAAGAAAGUGCAUAAUACUGCAAAGAUAUUCACCUAAAAUCAGUGAUGUGGGAUUUUAGGAAUCUGGUGUAUUUCAUGAGUCUCUUUAUCUUCCAAAAUGUAAAGGAACAGUUGUUUUAGCUAUAACACUUCACUGGUAUUUGAAGUUCUAUUGUGCUGUCAUAUUUUUUUUAUCUAGAGAAAGUUUUAACAUUUUUAAAUAUUUUAAUUUAAAUGUUCUGAAGCCUUAUGGUUCUUUUUAGUUUGAAAAUGCACUUUUAAAAAGUUUUGAAAAUAUUUUUAUAGUCUCAAUAAACUGUAAUAAUG